UACCUGCCUCUCUUUUCUCCCACAACAUCCUUUGCACCCACUCUUUCUCUCUCUACAAAAUGGCUCCCAAACAAAUCAACAACAAUAAUAAUAAUGCUGCUAAUCCUACUCCCGCCGCCGUAUCUUCUGCCGCUGCUGCAUCCGCCGCCAUUGAGAUCAAAUAUAGGGGAGUGAGAAAGCGGCCUUGGGGGAGGUACGCGGCGGAGAUCCGUGACCCGAUAAAGAAGACGCGCGUCUGGCUAGGCACGUUUAAUACUGCUGAAGAUGCGGCACGUGCUUACGAUGCCGCGGCUCGGGAGUUCCGUGGGGCUAAGGCUAGGACUAAUUUUCAUUACUUUGAUCAGCAGUGUCCUAGCAGUGGUGAUAGCACCACUAUUGAUUCUAUUGGCGCGUGUAUUGACGCGCCUCCACCUCCACCACCUCCGCCGAUUGUUAUUCCUGGUGGAGACGGCGUGGGUGGGUCGUACGUGAUGUACGGCGUGUUGGCUAAUAGAGUGAGCGGAAUGCGUGAGUCGUUCGGGUGUGGGCGCGUUAUGGGAAGGAAUGGUGGAGCUGGAAUCCAGAGUGAGGAGGCUGCCGUUGAUUCUGGUGACGGAGGGAGGGGAUUGGUUCCUGAUCUUGAUCUUAAUUUGGCCCCACCUCAGGAAGUUGUCUGAUGAUUUAAGUGUAGGACUUUUAAAUAGGCCACCACGCAGCAGAUCCAGCCCCCUUUUCACUUUUUUUUUUUGUUAAUCUUUGGUGGCUUAUCUUAUAAAUUAGCUUUGGAAAAAGAAAUGAUAGAAAACAGGAAGAAUCAGCGAAGAGAGAGAGUUGAAUUAAGAACCUUAAUUUUGUAACUUGAAAGAAAGAUUAAAGGCGCAGCUCUUAUCUUGUCAGAGGUUUUGUAAAUACAGCAACAAACAUCCUUUUCAUUUUUUA
Spinacia oleracea (spinach) is the source of this 918-nucleotide messenger RNA. Its product is annotated as ethylene-responsive transcription factor 8. The transcript has a single exon. The record is from RefSeq and is a predicted model, not a curated record. Gene Ontology annotation, biological process: regulation of DNA-templated transcription. Bases 60 to 656 code for a protein of 198 amino acids. Gene Ontology annotation, molecular function: DNA-binding transcription factor activity; DNA binding. Lineage: Eukaryota; Viridiplantae; Streptophyta; Magnoliopsida; Caryophyllales; Amaranthaceae.